This is a messenger RNA of Lodderomyces margitis, 783 nucleotides long. RefSeq lists its product as uncharacterized. Lineage: Eukaryota; Fungi; Ascomycota; Pichiomycetes; Serinales; Debaryomycetaceae. The record is from RefSeq and is a predicted model, not a curated record. The transcript has a single exon. Bases 1 to 783 code for a protein of 260 amino acids.
AUGGAACAUACAUCAAAGUUAUACGACUACCUUAACUUGAAAAUUUACAUCGAUAAUCUUUUAAAAAGAUACAAAGCAGGAGAAUAUAUGGGCACUAUUCAAUUCAGCUCUAACCGUUUAAAAUGGAAAGACAUACGUGAUUUCGUAAACGAAGACCUAGCGCCAUCACAAGAAAACAGAAGGACAAAACAGUUAAUCAAAAAUGCGUUUGAACAUCGCCUUUGCAGGUUAAAUGCAGAAGAGAAGAAAUGUUUUCUAAAACUUUUGAUGGAGUUAGUUCAAUCUUCUAAUCCAUCCGCUGGCUCAUUUGAGAAACCAUUAUCAGAACCUAUGAUAGGCUUAAUUACCGAAUUUCUUUCCUCUAUACAUGCCUAUUGUAGAGCUAACAACAAUUCCACCAUCACUUAUGACACUUGGCUACAGAAUUUAGUCAAUUUCCAACACUGCUCAUAUUUUAAAUUAUCAUAUUUUGAAGUUAGUACCAAUAAAGGUGCUACAAAAAAUAUUUUAGGAGAGGAAUCCGACAUUUUCCACUUCGACGAAACUACAGUGGACGAAAUUGAGUUAUCCUCUUUCAGACACCUCAGCCACAUCCUGGCAUUUACCAUUCCCCUGUACAAUAUGGGAUCUAAGGAGGUCCAUUUGAGCAUAACAUUAAGUCAUUGGUUAGAUCCUUUGAUAAAUUACCUAGGUGGUACAAUAGAGCAAGAACUGACAAUCCAUCAAAUUGAAACUGAGCAGCCCACUAAAUACUCGGUACCCCUUUGUGGUACAAUUAGAUAG